This is a messenger RNA of Melanotaenia boesemani (Boeseman's rainbowfish), 1774 nucleotides long. Its product is annotated as inner ear-specific collagen-like. The transcript is spliced from 6 exons. Lineage: Eukaryota; Metazoa; Chordata; Actinopteri; Atheriniformes; Melanotaeniidae. Gene Ontology annotation, molecular function: protein binding. The coding region runs from base 157 to 1635 and encodes 492 amino acids. The record is from RefSeq and is a predicted model, not a curated record.
CUGGACUCUUUGGGUUUGUUAGACCAACAAGGUGCAUAAGUUGAGCUACAAGGGUAAUAAAAGGAAGGAGGUAAAGAGUGCUAACCAUGGCUUGGAUGGGAUGGAGUGAAGAGUCAACACCAUCUACAUCAGCAGAUCGUGCACCAGGACUUCGGUAUGCCAUCCACUCACCUCGUCAUUCUGACCGCUCUCUUCAUAGCCCUGAUAGUUGUGCUGACCUCUGGUGCCAGAACCACACAGUGGCCCAAACCUAAGAGCACAAACAAGCCACCUAGAGCUGGGAGCAGUGGGGGAGGAGAAUUUGGACAGACUGCCCCAACUUCCUCAUCUUCCAACAGCUUGCACACAGAAGAAACUACUGACUUUAUGUUGGAUGCAUACUCUCUCUCUUCAACAGACAGCAGCACCUAUCACAGCAACACUUACCCAACUGAAUUUCCUGUUGACGCUGUAGUCCCACCUGGGAACACCCACGGAAACUAUUCUCUUGAUUACAAUGAAUGCUUCUUCAACUUUUGUGAGUGCUGCCCACCAGAGAGAGGCCCCGUAGGGCCCAAAGGAGAGAGAGGACCACCAGGACUACCAGGAGAGAGGGGCCCUCCUGGUUUGCCAGGAGUGAAGGGAGAAACUGGGCCGACAGGAUUUCCAGGACUAGCAGGAUUACCAGGAGCCAAUGGACUCAAUGGUGACAUAGGUGAAAAAGGUGGUCAAGGGCCAAUGGGUCUGCCUGGUCCCCCAGGGAUUCCAGGGAAACAUGGAGAAAAAGGUGAUCUGGGCCCUAGGGGAGAGAAAGGUGAUCGUGGUUUCAAUGGGAUGAAAGGGGACCCGGGAGAAAAAGGAGAGCCUGGCUUGAAUGGGACCAAAGGCAGCACUGGAUCCAUGGGUUUCCCAGGGCUGGCUGGGGAAAAGGGUCAGAAGGGUGAACAAGGGCUCAAAGGCGAGUGUUUACAGGGUGAUAAAGGACAGAAAGGUGAUGUGGGAGAGCAUGGGCCCCUUGGUCCAAAAGGUGAGAUAGGCCCUCCAGGAGCAAGUGGAACUGAUGGUUUAAAGGGAGAAAGGGGGACUCCAGGAGUGAAGGGAGAUAUUGGGAAAAGAGGGCCACCAGGGGCAAGGGGUAUGACAGGGUUGAAGGGUGAGAGGGGGCCUAAGGGUGGGCGUGGGCUGCGGGGCCCUAAAGGCGAACCAGGUGAGAGUGUGGAGCAGGUUCGCUCUGCCUUUAGUGUGGGAUUGUUCCCCAGCAGGUCGUUCCCUCCACCUGGCCUGCCCGUGAAGUUUGAUAAGGUGUUUUAUAAUGGGGAGGGGCAUUGGGACUCAGCACUCCAUAAGUACAAUGCCACAUACUCAGGAGUCUACUUAUUCACUUAUCACAUCACUGUUCGCAACCGACCUGUGCGCGCUGCCCUGGUGGUUAAUGGGAUGCGGAAGCUGCGGACAAGAGAUUCCCUGUAUGGCCAGGACAUUGAUCAAGCAUCCAAUCUUGCACUGCUGCAUCUGAGUGAGGGUGAUCAGGUGUGGUUGGAAACACUAAGAGACUGGAAUGGAAUUUACUCCAGCAGUGAGGAUGAUAGUACUUUCUCUGGCUUCCUGCUUUACCCAGACUCAAUAAACAAAGCUAGUGCUAUGGAAAACAUGUAACUGUGCUCUCAUAUAAACCUUUAGCUUAUUGCAUUGCUGUCAGAUUGAUGUAAUUUGCUGCUCAGUCUUUUUGUCGCUGUUAUGCUAAUCAAACCAAAUGCUUUGCUUGCUUUGCUGUAUUCAGAUGGAAGAAGUCUGC